Messenger RNA from Triticum turgidum subsp. durum (durum wheat), 897 nucleotides. Lineage: Eukaryota; Viridiplantae; Streptophyta; Magnoliopsida; Poales; Poaceae. The record is from the annotation of a GenBank genome assembly.
AUGGGGACGGGAUCGAGCAUCCUUGGCGCGGAUGCCGAUUGGGGUGAGACGUCUCUCGGCGACAUGCCGGAGAGCUGCGUGGCGGCGGUGCUGCUCAACCUUGACCCGCCGGAGAUCUGCCAGGUAGCCUGCCUCAACCGCGCCUUCCGGGGCGCCGCAUCCGCGGACUGCGUCUGGGCCGGCAAGCUGCCCGCUAACUACCGGUACCUUGCGGCCCUCGCAGCUGCCGCUGAUGAUGAGGGCGAUGGUGACGGAGACGGCAAUGUCAAGCCCUGCUCCCCUAUAUCGACUAAGAAGGGGAUUUACGCGCGCCUGUGCCGACCUACUCCAUUUGAUGGCGGUACAAAGGAAUUCUGGAUCGAGAAGAACAAGGGAGGCCUUUGUAUGUCCAUCUCCUCAAAAGCGAUGGCCAUCACAGGUAUAGAUGACCGAAGAUAUUGGAGCCACCUUGUCACAGAGGAAUCAAGAUUCCAUAGUGUUGCCUAUCUUCAGCAAAUUUGGUGGCUUGAAGUGGGUGGGGAGCUUGAUUUCUGCUUCCCUGCAGGUUCAUACAGCCUGUUUUUCCGUCUUCACCUGGGUCGAGCGCACAGACGCAUGGGUCGCCGGGUUUGUGGAACUGAGCUCAUUCAUGGGUGGGAUGCCAGACCCACGCGGUUCCAGCUCUCAACAUCGGACGAACAGCAGGCUACAUCGGAGUAUUAUCUAGAUGGACCGGGAAGCUGGAUUCUCUACCAUGUUGGUGAUUUUGUCAUCUCGAACUCGGAUGAGCUGACCAGCCUGAAGUAUUCAAUGAUGCAGAUUGACUGCACCCAUACUAAAGGUGGUUUGUGCGUUGAUUCGGUUGCCAUAUACCCGAAAGGGUAUCGGCGCGAGAACAUGAACAUGGUCUACAUGUGA